AGAAAUCCGAAUAUUUAAAUCUGGACCCACCACACACGCUCACACCGGACCCACAUAAAUCCAACGGUGAUUAACGCUUACUCGCUUCAUUCCAAAAGAUCAACACCGUCCAUUCAUUCCUCUGUAUAUCUUACCCCCCUAAUCAAACCCAAAUCCAGAAUUCAACAAAUCCCUCUCUCUCUCUCUCUCUCUGAAAAAGCAAAACCCUAGAAUUCGAAAUCCGAUUCCCAAAUUUUCAGCCAUGGGAAACACAGAGAAGCUUUUGAACCAGAUCAUGGAGCUGAAAUUCACAUCCAAAUCGCUCCAACGCCAGGCCAAGAAAUGCGAAAAGGAGGAGAAAUCCGAGAAGUUGAAGAUCAAGAAAGCCAUGGAGAAAGGCAACAUCGACGGAGCUCGAAUCUACGCCGAGAACGCAAUCCGGAAACGCACCGAGCAGAUGAACUAUCUCCGCCUCGCCUCUCGCCUCGACGCCGUCGUGGCUCGUCUCGACACGCAGGCGAAGAUGUCCACGAUCAACAAGUCCAUGGGGAACAUCGUGAAGUCCCUCGAGUCCUCGCUCGCCACCGGGAAUCUCCAGAAGAUGUCCGAGACUAUGGACUCAUUCGAGAAGCAGUUUGUGAACAUGGAGGUCCAGGCCGAGUUCAUGGAGAGCGCGAUGGCCGGUUCCACCUCGCUGUCGACGCCCGAAGGGGAGGUGAAUAGCUUGAUGCAACAGGUUGCGGACGAUUACGGCCUCGAGGUCUCCGUCGGGCUGCCUCAGCCGGCGGCGCAUGCCGUGCCGACGAAGGAGUCCACGUCGGAGAAGGUCGAUGAGGAUGAUCUGUCGAGGCGGCUCGCCGAGCUUAAGGCCAGAGGGUAAUAAUGGUUUGUUGGGUCUUGAUGAGAAAUUGGUGAUACUUACUAUUAUUAUUAUUAUUAUUAUUAUGUGCGAACGUGAUAUGUGUAUGAUUAGUUACUGAGGAAUGUUAAAUAUGUUGAAUCUUAAUUUUUAUAUUCUGUAAAUUUUACUCAAUUCGGAUUCCA
Messenger RNA from Quercus robur (English oak), 1023 nucleotides. RefSeq names its product ESCRT-related protein CHMP1B. Gene Ontology annotation, cellular component: multivesicular body; ESCRT III complex. NCBI's taxonomy places the organism in Eukaryota, Viridiplantae, Streptophyta, Magnoliopsida, Fagales, Fagaceae. The transcript has a single exon. Bases 242 to 859 code for a protein of 205 amino acids. Gene Ontology annotation, biological process: endosome transport via multivesicular body sorting pathway; protein transport; late endosome to vacuole transport. The record is from RefSeq and is a predicted model, not a curated record.